UCUGAGAAGAGUAUUAUUGUCUGUUAACAGAUCAAGUGAUCUUGUACAGUUUUGUGGCCAUGAAAAGGAUUUUUUAGUGCACAGCGACUUUAAAUCACCCGUUGAGCACCUCUAUAGGCUGGUAAAUGGAUAACUAGGAUUUAAGGAAUGCAACAUUACGAGUGGUUUUUAAAAGAAGUAACUUGCAUUGGGAAUUAUCUAACGCCAUUUGAAAAAAUACGCUACUGUUGACGUGACUUCUCGAGAAUUUUGUCAAAAACGCAUGAUGUCUACGGGGCUGGAGAAAGUGGAUGCCAUAGAAGAUAUAUUAAAAGCUGGCGACUUAAUGAAAUCUUUCGGUCUUUCGACAACAGGCUUACGUUCAAUAGAUGAGAUGAAAAGCAAACUUCGUGAGCAUUUAAAAGAGUUGGAAGAGACUUCGUCGCGAAAGAUUGGAGAGACACACGUAGUUAUCUCCGAUGCUGGUAAAUCGGAUGCUGACAAACGCAGAAAGUUACUCGAUCUUUACAAAAGAACUGAGCAGUUUAUGGGUCAGUUUGAGGAGGAUUUUUUGGAAAUAUUUCAAAAAAGCUUCGAAGACCUAAACAAAUCUUUGCAAGAGAGAAAGCAGAAUGUUGAACCAAGUGAUCAGUAUGUUGUUCUUGUUGCAGGUGAGACUAGCGCUGGAAAAAGCAGUGUCAUUAAUCUCAUCUUGGGAGAAGACCUUCUUCCCUCUAAAACAUUGAGUACCACGUCCACAAUUUGCGAGCUGAAAUAUGGAGAAAAGCCGAUGGUUGGUGUACACUACAAGCCUACUGGAACAAAAAUUCCUGAACCAGCAUUCCACGAGUUGAAUAAUGGAAGGAAAACCUUCAAAGAACAAAUAGAAAAGUUUGUGUAUGCCAAAGAAGAUCGAGAGAAAGCACCUUACGAGAAAAUUGAACUGUUUUUUCCGCACCCUUUGUUUAAGGAGAAUGUCAUGAUCGUUGACAGCCCUGGUGUAGGAGAAAGCGAUGUCAUGAGUAGUUUUGUUCUCAACUACCUGCCGCGGGCCUUUUGUUUCAUGUACGUUCUCUCUGCGUCGAAUGCUGGAGGAAUUCAGCCCGACAGGGUAAGGACAAGGAUUACUGGGUAUUACAAACCUAGUCAGAACUCUAACAAAAUUCUCGAACGUGAUUGGUUAUCAAUGAAUACUAGAUGGUUGGAGGAUCUCCUCGAUCGCAUGUCUCGUCAAGUCCGCAUAAGACUGAAGUCAGCAAAAAUGUCUCAUCAGGAAACAGAAGAAAAAAUCAAGAGACUGUUAAGCCGCAUGGAAGAGCUACAGAAUUCUCAGAAACGUAUAUUUGAUGAACUUAGUGAGCAUCAGUCGAAAAUAUUUGAAGACAUCCUCGAGAAGCUAGCUUUGCACUUUAAAUCGGAGGGAACUAUCUCGAGUUUCUGCGACUGGUCUGAAGAAGAGGUCCCCAAACCCCUUGGGACAUGGCGGGAAACAAAGAACGAGGUGUUAAAGUGCGUCUCAGAGAGAACACACCAAUUUGUUCAGCACUGGGAAAACGAAGAGAACGAAUUCGACAGAGCUCGAGUGUCAUUGAUCCAACAUUGUUGCAAAAAGUAUGAUAUAAUGGAGGAAGAAAUGCGCGAAGUAGCAGAAGAUUUUUUUAUCGUCGACGAGGUGGAGGGCGAUCUUCCACAGGAUGAAGGUGGACAAAAUUUGAAACGAUCUAGAGUAAGAAGAAGAUUACAAACAAGUACUGCUCCGCCAUGGCUUCGGCAAGGAUUGGCAUCAGUGGUGGUAGGGUCUCCACUUGGUAUCCUCGGAACCAAACUUAAAAGGAAACUCCACUACAAAACCAAACUGGACACGUUCCGCGAUGAUCCAUGUGCCUACAUGUCAAAGCGAUCACAGAAAUGCCUCAAAGUUAUUUCUACUCGAGACCGCUUGCUUCCGUUCAUCAACGAACAACUAGAAGACGCCGUACUGUACCUAAGGCGGAUCAAGGAGAAGAUUCCUAAGCUGAGAGAAGGUGACGAGCUCAUCUAUCAACGGCUACUUGAAGACGAGAGAGGCAGUACUGAGAUUCGGAAGAUCUACGAGCCUUUAAACAACGAGCUGGAAUCUCUGAGACGCGAAAUAACCGUGUACACUCUGCGAGAGAUCAAGCAGUCUGAUUUCGCAAGAGAAGAGUUAGAGUGCGAUUUUGGAAAUUUUGAUUCUGUCAUUGGACGAGGCAGCUUCUCAACAGUGUUUAGAGGCGUUCUUCAUCGCAAAGGAUCGCCAGAGAUCAUGGUGGCUAUCAAGAUGUACAGUGACUUGCUUACCACUAACAAUGUGUGGCAUUUUGUUGACGAGGAACGUGCUUUAAGAAAACUGCGCCAUCCAAACAUUGUGGGUUUUUACGGAACCAAUUUGCACCACGGCCCCAACGGCACCAAAGUGAUGAUCGUCCUCGAGCUUUGCAGUUGUUCUCUCAGAUAUCGAGUACAUACCCAUCCCGAGGAUUCACCCGCUCGAUCGUCGAACGACACAGUCAAGAAGAAAGUGUUAUCAUGGGCACAACAUAUCCUAGAGGCUUUGCAUUAUAUCCACUCAGAAGGAUUCGUUCACCGAGAUUUAAAACUGGAAAAUCUACUGCUGACACAAGGCGAGAAAGUGAAACUUGCAGAUGUAGGAGUAGCUAAACAUGAAAAAGAAAUAACAGGUACGAUGGUCGGCACCUCUCUGUACCUGGCCCCUGAAGUGUUUGAGGGUCGAAUCUACAACAGCAAAGCUGACAUGUAUAGUUUUGGCUUUGUACUUUGGGAAAUAUGGUAUGGUGAGCAAGCCUUUCAAACAGCGAUGACAACCUGCGGAGUGUAUCAGCUCGAAAAGAUGAGACAGGGCUGUCGACCUGCUCACAUCGAAGGCACCAAUCAUCCAUGGGAAAUAUGGAAGCAUGUCAUGACUAAUUGCUGGAAUGAAGAGCCACGUGUCAGGCUGACAGCAAAAAAAGCACUGGAAAGUUUUAAGGAGUUGCAGGAGGCUGAGAUUCGACCCAAACGGAAACCAGUACCGCUACCGAGAUCACGUUCGAGGCCACUUUCACAAAGCAAAACGCCUCCUUCAACAAAACCUAAGCCAGCUAGAAGACCAAAUAAGCAAGGUGGAGUGUCUGUUUCUUACUACAAAAAAGUAGAGGCGGAGAGUGUUCACUUUGAAUUAAAAGAAAAGAAGUAACGUAGAGGAGACUGAAAAGAACAAUCGCUUUAUAUCUUAGUAUUCGUUCGACUGCAUUUAAUUUAGGAGGAGGAGGUCUCUGAAAUCAGGGAUGUAACCAAAUUUUACUCAAAGCUUCUAACGAGCUCCAGUGUACACUAAUCGUGUUUUUUAAUGGUAGUUCGUAAACGGCGUGGAUUACAGAUAGUUCCCAAAGGUAAAUUUAUUUCUUACUCGGCAACCGUUUCUCGAAUUGAUUGAAGAGAAGCUACACAAUUUUUUUUUUAUUUCACUAUGACACCAUGUUGCCUUUUGAGGGCAUCGGGACGGUCAAAAUAUGCCAAAGAAUAACUCAAUAGAUCAGGCCAAAAAUACGGCCGGAGAGCGGGGCAAAAAAAUGGCUCCUGUGAAUGAUCAAACUUUGAUAUUUUUUCUCCGUUUUUUUAAGCUCGUCUUCUUAGGAAAAUAACUUUUCAGUGCAGCAGAUGUUAUUUGACUGUGAAUACAUGAAACUCAUAAAUGAAAUGCAAACUAUGUGAACUAUAUAAACUGUGAAAUGCGAAGAUCACUUUCAUAUCUACAGAUGUUAUCGUUGGUCAUGGUUUCGUUUGUGUUGUUUCCGUCUUUCACUCAUGCCUUCGGGGCUCGGAAAAAAUACAGCGCAGCUCACAAAAUAUCCGCACCUAUUAUAUUUUAAUGAUAAAAUAAGGUGUAUUAUCCCUUAGUAAAUCAAAUGAGUCUAACUUGCCGUCAUCGAUCGGUGCAACGUCUUUGACUGUACAAAGAAUGAAUCAUAAACGUGUUAUAUCUAAGAAAUAGUCCGUAUACUGCAAUACGACUGAAAUUAACUCAUGAUAGGGCGAAAGGGCAUCAGAGCCAAUGCAGCAAGGAACCCCUGUAGCUAGACUUCGUAGGGAGUCCUGGAAUAAAGUUCAUAAUUCACUGCAAUGUAUCUACUAAAAUAUCGGUCUUAAAUUUUUAGUCAUUCUGCUUGGAACAAGAGUAUUGAAGGACGAUCCUAUUUUAAAUAAGUUUUUUGGUUUGAAGCAGGAUUAACUAGUGUUAUUGAGUGACAUUCACGCUCCAGCUAUAUCAUUACAUUAAGCGGCUAUAGCGAGCAAUGAGUUGCUGAAAUCCAUUAAUAAAACGUUAAAAC
Molecule: messenger RNA, 4328 nt
Organism: Pocillopora damicornis (cauliflower coral)
Lineage: Eukaryota; Metazoa; Cnidaria; Anthozoa; Scleractinia; Pocilloporidae
Biological process (GO): protein phosphorylation
Molecular function (GO): protein kinase activity; ATP binding
Source: RefSeq, a predicted model, not a curated record